Mesorhabditis belari is the source of this 1386-nucleotide messenger RNA. NCBI's taxonomy places the organism in Eukaryota, Metazoa, Nematoda, Chromadorea, Rhabditida, Rhabditidae. The record is from the annotation of a GenBank genome assembly.
AUGAGCCAACUUCUAUGUGCUGCCAUCACGGCAGUUUUGUUAGCUCCACCUUGCUUGGUUUCAUCACAAACAACUCCUCUUUUCCCCGUUGCUUGCGAGCUCAAUAUUCUUGUUGUACUUGAUCGAUCUGAUUCGGUGAAAGGUGGCUUCAACAAAUCGAGAAAUUUUGUUCUUGAUGUCUCACAAGAACUCCAAAUUGGACCUGAAAAGCAUAGGGUGGCAAUGAUUGUUUAUUCUGGUCCCACAUAUCGCCGUGAAGUGUUCAAAUGGAACUUUGCCAAAAACAAUGAGGAGUUUCAUCAGAUUUUGUCAAGCUUGCGGGCGAUUGGUGGAACCACAUCAACAAAAAGGGCUCUUGAAAUAGCAAAUAAUUUAAUGGAGACAAGGGAUCAAACGGUGGCAACUUUAAUUAUGGUUGUAACAGACGGACGAUCAGCUGAUGAUCCUAAACAGCCAGCAAUAAAAUUGAGGUCCUAUCCAAACACGUGGCUUUUUGCUGCAUCAACUGGUGAUCCAGAGAAAGUAGACAUGACUGAAUUGAUGGACAUUACAGGAGAUGAAAAUAAAAUUGUUACUCAUCGAGGAAGAGAAUUGGCUACUGAUAUUGCAAAGCGAAUUUUAAGAAAGGCCCAAGAGAAGUGCCGUACAACAACGACAACCACUACUACAACCACCACUACAACCACCACUACAACCACCACUACCACCACUACUACCACAACAACCACGACUACCACUACUACAACCACCACAACAACCACGACUACUACUACUACUACCACCACCAAUCCAAUAACAGGUUGUGAACUUGAUUUGGUUUUUGUGAUGGAUCUUUCAACAACCACCAGUCAUAUUUAUUCAUUUUACAAAGAAAUGGCUGAAAAGAUCGUCAAAGCGUUGAUCAUCAGUCCUAGACACACAAGAGUGGCUUUGGUUGGCUUUUCUUCAAUUGGUCGAACAAGGACGGUAUUCAAUUUGAAGAAGUUCAAAUGGUCUGACCAAGUGAUCCCGGCCAUUGCUGAAUUGCAAAGUGCCGGUGGAUUGACUGCUAUAGGAACCGGAAUUCAAGAAGCGAUGAAACAAGGUGAAAAACUCGAAGGAGCAAGGCCCGAUUUGGCAACAAAAGUAAUGGUGAUAUUCACAGACGGAUGGAACAACAAAGGACCUGAUCCGGAAAUGGCAGCAAAAGAAGCACAUGCAAAAGGAUGGGAAUUGUUUGCUGUGGGAUAUGCGAGUAAAAAAUUCAACGGCGAAGAUGUUCCGCUCCAUGAAGUGACAUUGAACGUUUUGGGCACAGAUGAAACUCACAUUUAUUCGGAUCAAAAUACUGAUCAAAUGAUUGAAAGAAUUCGAGAAAGAAAUGCCAAAUGUUUUGAAGAGCCUCUG